This is a messenger RNA of Owenia fusiformis, 1387 nucleotides long. NCBI's taxonomy places the organism in Eukaryota, Metazoa, Annelida, Polychaeta, Sabellida, Oweniidae. The record is from the annotation of a GenBank genome assembly.
AUGCAUUUAAGUACAGAAGCCAACAUUUAUUAAAGGGAUUUGUUUUAAAACCAAAAUAAACCAAUAAUCCACAAGAAGGGCUCACCUAAUAAGCAUAAAUAGUAUAAUCCUAAUCUCCACAAAAGGAAAUAGAAAAUCAAAAUAAACGGCCACUAAGCUGUUCAACAAUUACGUUAUUACACAUAUUACAGUUGGCAUUUUAAGGCAUUUAAAUUUGUUAUCAUCAAACCAUUUGUUGCAUUUAAACAAAUAUGUUCUUAUAAGUAUUAAAAUCCUGAAUUCUCGCGGUAUUGAUAGUAAUGCCUAGAUGAAUGCCUGAAGGACUCAGUGGCAGUCAGUCACCAAGGUAUAUCCUCAUAUCAUUUAUGUGAAUGUGCGAGUUCAGAUAAACGACUAAAAUACAGGACCAUCAUUAGCAUAUAUACAUUCAGAAGAUAGGAGGCUCUACGUCGGAUUGUAACGCGCUUGCAAGAAAUGUUGGAAUGUUUCAUGUUGGGAAAAUAAAGUGAGUGAAAAAGUGAAAUAUCAUCAUUGAAAGAUGGAAGGAAUAUACAAGAAAAACAGCAUUGAUAGUAGUGACUCGUUCAGAAGUAGUAUCUCGAGUGAUAGUGAAAAUGCGAGUUCCAGUGAAAACUCGAGUGACAUCGGGGGAAAUAUCGAGUGUCAUUGCGAUGAGGUACAACAACCCAUAUGGAACACACUACAAGGUGGUGUGUUCUACAAAGUUGGGCAGAGUGGAUUCAGGCAUAAGCGACAUCUGAGGGUCGAGUGGGUCUUAGGCGACAAAUCAGACACCCACAAUUUAGUGUUAGUAGUUGAAGAACCAGGGAAACCAAGUCAGAAGAAAACCAAGCACGUUAUGUUUAAGGACAUUAAAUCAGUAGAGUCGCUGUGGGAAAAACCAGGGAAGAAAUGUCUUGUGAUACAUACAAAUACGAAGAACAUUGUUUUUGAAACAUCAGACUUUAGACAAGCCGAUAGUUGGGAGAGUGGAUUAGACAAACUUUUGUCUCAGCUGCCUCAAUGGAACGCUCAGUUAUUUGGAGGAAGUACAAGUGACCAUAUGAUAUACUAGAAUCGUGUUGUUUAAUGAUGUAUUAAGGUGCAAGGAGGAUUGGCUCCCAGAGUGCAACAUCGAUAUUUUUACCAAAUAUGGGCAUAUCGUGAUUACAAAGUUCGAAUUCAAACAGCAGCCAUUUUGUUCACUUCAACAUUUGAAUCGUGAAUUUCGGUCUAGUUUCUAGGCGAAAAAUUACAAAAUUCAUAAGAAAUGAUUGAGAUAUUGGUUUGAAUCUUUUUGACUGUUUAUUUUGAACUUAUAGUCGGUUACAAUUUCAAAAGAUAAAAGCAUUUUGACGUUCUCAUUGUUGGAAAAUAUCGAGUUGCC